Molecule: messenger RNA, 1011 nt
Organism: Penicillium psychrosexuale
Lineage: Eukaryota; Fungi; Ascomycota; Eurotiomycetes; Eurotiales; Aspergillaceae
Exons: 1
Coding region: 1-1011 (336 amino acids)
Source: RefSeq, a predicted model, not a curated record
AUGUCGGAGCGCAAGCCCACAAGCCCCCAGGACCAUCGGGACCCUCGUCGAGGCGACCUCGACCAGCUCCUCUAUUCACGCAAUAGAGACCGCCAUAGAGAUCGCGACCUUCGCCGAUCGUCUUCUACCCGCAGCGUCAGUAUCAGCGUGAGUUCGACCGCCAGCAGCACCGCUUCCAGUAGGACCCCCGCCCUGUCGCAAAGACAACCAAAGCGAAAGCAACCGGGCGUCGUCGUCACCGCCAUGUCCUCUUCACCCGCCGUGCCGGACUUGUCGAGCGCAUCCCCGUCCCCGUCAAUAUCAUCAGUUGACACUAGGCCCGGGACCGGGGUUGACUCCGCACAGGGAGAUACCAGCACAGAUGGGCUCGGGAUCUACGUUCUCGGUGACCCGACACCGUUAACCACCGACCCCGCUCUCUCGCCGUCAAGAUUCCCCCCUCUAACAGCCAGCACGAGCACGAACACCGAGCAGCGCACAUACGCGUGCCUCUUCCACAUGCUGGACUGCCACAAGUCCUUCGCCGACAGCGCGGAGUGGCGCGCCCACGUCGUCAGCCACUUUCGCUCGUACCCGACGCCGCCGUCAGCGCGGUGUCCGCUGUGUCCGAAUACCAAGUUUGUGGACGGGAUUUCAGACCCCGUUCUCGAGGACAGCGAGUCGAUCCGCUCUAGCGAUGACGCUGUUCGGCCUCUGUCUGGAGACUUUCCCUCGGCGUGGGAUCGAAUGCUCGAUCACGUCGCUGCUGACCAUUACUGUCUUGGCCAGACGCUUGCGGGCAGUCGGCCGGAUUUCGAGCUUAUGCGGUAUCUGUAUGGCAUGCGCGUUAUCACAGAUGCGCAGUUUAAGGCUAUGCAGUUGCCGCCUGCGCCGUCUAGUCCUGCCUAUCAUCGCUCGCAGGAUGGGGUUAGGGCUAGUAUUGGCUCUGCGGAUGAGCCGUACUGUGCGCCGUAUAGUAAGCGACGGGAAGAGAGGAUGAGGGGGCAGCAGAGGGGUGUCGGGGUGUUGUAG